UCUCAUACACACACUCGCAACUUCUAUUCCGUGAAUAAAGUCUUCUCUCUGGAUAGGCCGCGUGACCCCAAUGAACAUGGAUAUUCUCACUCUGGCAUCCUUUGCUCUCACCCCUUCCAUUGAACAUUACGCCUAGAGUGGUACUACAGUAUACACGCAAUCCACACAAGCUCUGCUUCUCUACAGCAUGACCAGUCAGGUUGGGAGCAUGACGAAGGCUGCUGUUCUCCGGUCGCCCUUGGCACUCUCAUCGAAACUGGUUUUAGAGCAGCCGCUUGAACCCAGUUGUGAGUGAUUGCCAUGGUCGCUUUCAAUCUCCCAGUUGCGCUCAUAGCGCUGGCUUCGACUGGAGUAUCAGCAGCAGCGUCUCCUGCUUGGUCGUUUGUGCAGAAGGGCACAACGGGGAUCGUCGCGCUCGAAGCUAUCGUGGUCUCUCCGACGCUCGUCGUGUUCUUUGACCGGGCCGUCAAUGAUCCACUCAAGACAGCCGAUGGCAAAACAGCUUGGGGUGAACUCUGGGAUCUGGAGACCAGCACGGGGACGCCGCUCAAGCUGAUCUCGGACACGUUCUGUGCGUCUGGCGCGUUGCUCAGUAACGGCACGAUGGUUUCCGUGGGCGGGACCACGCCUGAGCCAACAAACCUGAAUCACACUGGGGCGGUGGAUGGCCGGAUGGCUCUCCGGCUCUUUGGACCUUGUUUGGACCCCCCUGCUGGACCGGGUUGCACCGUGUUCGAAGAUCUGGAGCACCUUCAUAUGGAGGAAACGCGCUGGUAUCCUUCCUCGAUCAGAAUCUUUGACGGCUCCCUGAUGAUUGUUGGUGGAAUACAUGAGCAGACGACCUUCUACAAUACGGAUCCCGUGAACAACUUCGAGUUCUUUCCAGCCAAGGAUGGCGGAGCACCUCGCCCUUCUGCUUUCCUCGAGCGCAGUCUGCCUGUAAACUUAUUCCCUCGGGCUUUUGCUUUGCCUGAUGGAAAAGUCUUCAUGGUCGCCAACAACCAGUCGAUCAUCUACGAUAUCGAGGCUAACACGGAAACGAUCCUGCCUGAUCUGCCCAAUGGUGUUCGGGUCACAAACCCGAUGGACGGUACCGCUCAGCUCCUUCCGCUGGCGCCACCACACUACAUUCCGGAAGUCCUCGUUUGCGGUGGAUCUGACAAGAGCGACCAGAUCCCUACCUCGCAACUGUCGUCGGAGGAUCGGGCGACGACCCAAUGCAGUCGCAUCACUCUGACGUCAGCUGGGAUCGCGAAGGGAUGGGAGGUUGAGCACAUGCCCCAGGCUCGUGUUCUGGCCGAGAUGAUACUGCUUCCCAACGGCGAACUCAUGAUCAUCAACGGUGCCGGCUCUGGUUAUGCGGGAUUCAAUGGACUCGGCCACACUACCGGCAAUUCGAAUGCCAACCAUCCCGUACUUACCCCGAUUCUGUACAAGCCGUCUGCAAACGUGGGCGCGCGCAUGACCCAGGUCGGGUUCCCGGCAUCGAACAUCCCUCGACUGUACCACUCGACCGUGACUCUUACUCCGCAGGGUAACAUCCUUCUCGCCGGAUCGAAUCCGAAUGCCAACGUCACUCUUGUUCCUCCGGGGCAGCCAGGGUUUUCAUCCGAGUUCCGGGUCGAAACACUGAAUCCUCCCUUCAUGGGCAUGAAUCGACCGAUACUUUCACAGGUCCCCGCUAAAAUUGGAUUCAAUCAGCGGUUUACGAUGGGCCUGGACCUCCCCGCUGAUGUACGGGCCACCUCCUCUAUCAAAGUGGCUUUGAUGGAUCUCGGCUUCUCUUCCCAUGGAUUCCAUUCGAGCGCCCGGCUCGUGUUCAUGGAUGCCACUCUAUCCAAAGACAAGCGCACACUGACUGUUCUCAGUCCUCCCAACAAUCGCGUGUACCCCCCAGGUCCAGCAUAUAUCUUUGUAACUGUUGGCGAGAUGACCAGUGCGGGCGCGCAUGUCAUGAUUGGUUCUGGAGGCGAUCCUCCGGUAAAGGAUCAGGGAAUACCCCUGCCGGUCCAGUGACAUGAGAGUAAUUGAAUCGCUGUAAAGAAUAACAAUACGUUUCUGCUCAAGAGCGUAGUUUGCCGCCCAGCGCUCACGUGUCAGGCCGCGGCCGAAGCUCACAUUCCAAAUUAGGACGCUCUCACACGCUUGUCCUUAACUUUCAAGACCUUCUACUCGCACUCUACCUAGUCUUUACACCUUUGAACAUGUACGCUCUCAUGCAAAGACGAUCAAGUGCGCACUUGACCCCGGCUUCAAUCUUAUCCGCAUCUUCAUAAACGCGCGACCCCCGAACCUCGCAUGCAUCGUUGCAGUGCCGCUCAAGGCUUGACCGGGAUGUAUCAUACCCGGCACUUUCCCAUUUGCUUCCUGUACCCACUCCCCGCAUCUUCGAAGAACCAGCUACCCAGAAAGGAGUCGGAGGAAAUGACACGGGUUCGGCCGGUUUCGUGAAAUCACUGAGGUUGCAGGAAAAACCGGGUCGGCGCUCCAGGAUUCAAGCCGUAGUUCCGCGGUCGGACGACUCUCUCACUGAACUGUCCUUGGCGCUCCCAUCGGAUGUGCCUUUUAAGCAGGCGUUUAGCGCCUGACUUUAGACGCGCAUUGCAUAGAGGAUGGGUGCUCCGCUCAAAGUCACGUUCGCGACGCUCGCCGUCAUCGUAUCCGCCCUUGCGGCCCCGUCUCCUGCCUGGAACUUUGUUGAAAAGGGGGUCUCUGGGAUCAUCGCGCUCGAAGCGAUCGUUGUGUCCCCGAAGCUCGUCGUGUUCUUCGACCGCGCGACGAACGACCCCCUCAAGACCGCAGAUGGCAAGACGGCAUGGGGCGAGCUUUGGAACUUGGAGACCAACACCGGAACACCGCUCAAGCUCGUUUCGGACACUUUCUGCGCCUCUGGUGCGCUUCUCAGCAACGGCACGAUGGUCUCCGUCGGCGGGCACAUCCCCGCAGCUGCCGACCUGAAUCAGACUGGGGCAGUG
Molecule: messenger RNA, 2975 nt
Organism: Mycena citricolor
Lineage: Eukaryota; Fungi; Basidiomycota; Agaricomycetes; Agaricales; Mycenaceae
Source: the annotation of a GenBank genome assembly